ACACGAGCUCUGGGUGCUAUUUUGAGACGGCCAGGCAGCAGCAUUUAGAGCGCUACAUUUCCCCGAAGGAUUCGACUGCCAAAACGGGGAACGGGCUCGUAGCAACGAAUGAGGCAACUUUUUGGCACAGGUCUAUUUUGCUGGCCAACAGUGUCUCUACCACGAUGUAAUUGGUUCCUAUUGAUAAUGCCGGACAACAUGGCUGGUAGAGCCUUAACAACGACUUACAGCGAUGCAUUCGGCGAUAUGCAACUGACGUGUGACAGAGUAGAGAUGGCAGGUUCCGUGUUUCAUCAAAGGAACUAUCCCACAGCUGCCGUGAUUAUUGGUCAACGGGGUUGCUAUCCGUUGGUUGGGUUACAAGUUAUUCGAGUGUUUAUUCCAUGUCUAUAUGAAUGCCUUCUUCCCGGGCCCUUGAUGACAACUCCUCAUCAAUUAUCUCAUCUAAUCUCAGUUGAAUACAACACUCGUUUUUAGCUGUAAUCCCAGGCAUGAGCAAGAGUGAAUUUGAAACGAUGUCGAACGCUCCCGA
Messenger RNA from Colletotrichum acutatum, 532 nucleotides. RefSeq lists its product as uncharacterized. The transcript has 2 exons. NCBI's taxonomy places the organism in Eukaryota, Fungi, Ascomycota, Sordariomycetes, Glomerellales, Glomerellaceae. The coding region runs from base 109 to 477 and encodes 122 amino acids. The record is from RefSeq and is a predicted model, not a curated record.